Nylanderia fulva is the source of this 4012-nucleotide messenger RNA. Its product is annotated as PX domain-containing protein kinase-like protein. The record is from RefSeq and is a predicted model, not a curated record. Gene Ontology annotation, biological process: early endosome to late endosome transport; negative regulation of monoatomic ion transport; protein phosphorylation. Gene Ontology annotation, cellular component: early endosome; plasma membrane; late endosome. Gene Ontology annotation, molecular function: ATP binding; phosphatidylinositol binding; protein kinase activity. NCBI's taxonomy places the organism in Eukaryota, Metazoa, Arthropoda, Insecta, Hymenoptera, Formicidae.
UCUGCGCCGGCGUGACGUCACAGUGACAACCAGUGACAACCUGAUCGGCGAGUGUGUUGUCAAAUCUCGGUGUUGUGAGCUGCGUUGCUGUGUGUAUAUAGGAUUUGAUUGCGCGUCAACGAGUUAUCGCAUAAUCCUUUCUCCCCUGUUCGCCCGUGUGUCGAGCUGACAUUGAAAAUAUUCCGCGAUAAGUGCCGCCGUGCAUUCACCAAUGUUGAAAUGAUGCAGAAGCGCGUCAUGUAUGGCGACGCGCGAGAACUGUGCGAGAGACAAACGCAAUUGGUCCCUUACGGGCCCUGCCUCGCGUCAGACUAACGAUCAAUGGCUUUAUUCGAGAAGAGAUACACGAAUAAAGUGUUGUUAGAUGAUACGGAGCAGCUGACCAGUGUCAUCGAAAAUGCGAGGACCAUCGACGGACAUACGGAGUACGUAAUCAAAACACAGAGAGGUCCGCUUCCUGAAAGAUCCUGGAGAGUGAGCAGACGUUACAAUGACUUUGUACAGCUCAAUGCGACUUUAUCCAUAUCUGGCUUUGAUCUGCCACUACCACCAAAAAGGAUUAUUGGUAAUAUGGAGCCAGACUUUAUAGCUCAGAGACAAAUAGCACUGCAGAAUUAUCUAAACAUAGUACUAAUGAAUCCUAUACUGGCAUCUUCACUUCCCAUGAAAAAGUUUUUAGACCCUGAGAAUUAUACAGCACCACUACAUGAAAUUGCGCUACAACAAGUAUCAUUAGCAUUAAGGAGCGAUGCCAAUUUUGAAGUAUGCAAACCCAUCCCUGAUAUGGGAUGGAGAUUACGAAAACAUUAUUAUACAGUGAAAAAUCGUCAGAAUGCAAAACAAGAACUCUUAUUAGCUUGGGUCGAGUUUGGCCCUGACAAACAUUUGCAAGAUAAAGACUUACAAGGAGUUUUCAAGACUCUGGGCUCUCUACGACACACUUACAUCGAACCAAUUGUGCAUCAACAUGUUACAGACAAUGGAGCACUAACGAUAAGAAAUUUCUAUCCAAUGGGCACAUUACGUGAUAUUCUAUGUGUCACUAAGCCUAAACAGCCAUUUAUAAAGAAGUAUGGAAAUCCAAAACAAAUAAAAUCAUUGACAACGCAAGAAGUCGCGACAUAUGGUUAUCAGAUAUUGGAGGCUCUGGGAUUUCUUCAUGAGAAGGGAUUACCUUAUGGACAUUUACAUACUGGUAAUGUCCUUUUGACCCCAAGAUGCGCUAAAUUAUUAGAUAUAGAAAAUGGACUUCUAGGAUUACCAGCAUUUUAUCGACCUUAUGUAGUGCAAAGGCGUAAAUUACAUGCCACGACUCAGGUUGAUGUGUAUUCCUUUGGACAUGUUUUGUACGAAAUGGCAUUUGGACGACCGCUUAUGGAAGCAACAUGUUCUGAGCUACCGCAUUGUGAAGCAAAUUUGAAAAAUUUGCUGGAAGUUAUACUUUCGCCAGAAGCUCUAAAACAAGAUUUGCCGACAGUGACUCGAUUGUUGGAACAUUCAUUUUUCGAAUCGGCAAGGCGUGCCGCGUUGGCCAUUGGCACUGUGGAAAAGCCACAUUUCAAAUUGAGCAAUCAUUUGAAGGAAGCUUUGCAAGAAGCUGUAAAUAAAGCUGAACAGCGAUUGCGCGAUGAACAGAAGGUGGCCCGGCAUCAGAAAAGGCUUGUCAAAGUCCAAGAAAUGAUGAGUUCUGAAGAAGAGAUGAAAAAACGAAAGCAUAAAUUGAAGAAAGAACAGAAAUUGGCGCAGGAACAACGCUCUGCAUCGCAACUAAGUACAAAUGGAACAAAACAAAUAAACGGUAAGAGUCCAGAGCGUUCAGACAGUCCAACAAGUACAUCCACAGCUACCAGCGUUGGAACGUUGACUCCUCCAUCGCUUCGUUCUGUAGAUAUUCCGCAUGGAGAUGCAGUUCCUGGCAAAGGCGUUCCGCCACCACCUUUGUUGCCGCCGCCGUCUGAAACAUCUAAUGUAUCAAAUAGUGUAUCAAAAUCGUCAAACAACCGUGCUGCUUUACUCGGUAGUAUUUGCAAUUUCGACAAGAAUAGGUUGCGAAGGAUUGCAAAUGGUCAUCGUUAGAUAAAUAGACGAAAGGUAAAUAUAUAGAUUAGAGAGGAUUAGAUACAAACAAAGGGAGAAAAGCCACGUAGAUUUAUUUCAAAUCUAGCGUGACUGCCAUACAAUGUCGGACAAAGAACUUGCUUGUGCUUGAUUAGAACAAACGAUGUACCUGUAGAUUAUUACAUUGAAUUCAGAGAUUGCCUGAAUGAUAUAACUGUGUCAUGCUCCUCGUGACUCCUAUAUAUGUAUAGAAUUGGAAUAUUCUUUUAUUUCGAUCGCGAUACUUGCAUUUUAUAGAUUUUUGAAAUUUUGAAAUUUCUUAUUUUAGUGUGAUGUGCUCUUGCUACAUGACAAGAUUUCUAGCUUAAAUCAAUAUAAAUAUUAUAUUUGUAAUGUAUAAUCGAUAUUAGUUUCGUUUGGCCUAUUCUGUUUUUACGAAAUCUAAUCUAUCAACGCUUGCUUCGCUUAUAGACUUGCCGUCCAAGAACGAGCCUAAACAUAUACAGAACAACUAAUCAAAAUAAUAAAUGCUUUUUGAAAAAUUGCCAAUUCUUUACGAAUCUUACAUCAUAUUCUUCCUAAAUAUCUGUACAUUAAAAGUUAUUUAAGCUAUUAGAAAUAUUAAUAGAAUAUAAUAACAGGAGCAUGUAUUAUAUAUAUUAUCUAGUACAGAAUGUAUAAUAAGUAUGAUGGUGGGAGCAAUUUGAAACAUUUCUAAAAUUAUUUUGAUUGAUAAUAUUAUAGUUGCGUUUGAAUCAAGAAUAUGACUAUAAGAAAUUGCAUUUUCUAGUCCAACAUAUCUCUCCUAUUUAUAUAUCAAUUAAUAACACCAUAGAAGAUGAUAAUACAUCUUAUUUAUGAUUGUGGGCCAAGUUUCGCGAUCGAUUUAUACUUCGUUAUUACUCGUGACUCGUCUUUCUCUUUUCGGAAUGUACAUAUUAAAUUUGUUUGAAUACAAACAAAAAAAGGCAGUGAUACAAUAAGGUGAUAGUAUGUACGUACAUAUAUUAAGAAAAUUUUCUCUGGUUAUACUAAUCUACUGUUUUAACUAUUCAAAGAGAGUUUAUGAAAUAUAUAUAUAAAUACAUAUAUAAUAUAAAUACAUAUAAAUACGUAUAAAUAUCUACUUCUCGUUUGUGUUUGCACGGUAAAAUGCGAAGAUCGUACGCCGCUUUUGUAUCGCUCGUGAGACUGGAACGUCUAGUUUUACGAAAUUUAAAAACGUGCCAAGGGAUAUAUCAUAUUCGUAUUUAUGAAUAAUAUGAUAUCAGCAGUAGACAUUGUCUCACAUAGAACGUAAUCUAUUUCUGUAUGUUACGAACAAGUAUGUGUCCCGUAUAAAUCCAUUUAUCUAUGGAUCUAACAAAAAAUUGUAAUGUAUAUAACCACAUCUUUUAAUAUACUUAUCACUGUUUUAGAUGUAUAUGACAACUGUGUAAUUAUGAUUCAUCAAAUACAAUCUCUGGUAUAGAUAAUGAUAAUAACAAAAACAUAUAAUAGAAUAUUUAUUGCUAUUUUUCAAGAUUUAUUAUAUUAGAUCUGCUUCGAAAAAGUUGUUUAUAUACUCAAGAGUAUAAAAAGAUAAACUUUUGUAAUUUCAUGUUUUAUAUUCAACAAAAACAGUGCGAUAUUACCAGAGACUAUUACUUGAUUGUAUAUUCUUUCAAGAAACAAUUAGAACGAUAAACGAUAAAAAAAGAAUAUUCUUUUAUAAUAUAAUAUAAUUUAUGCAUAAAUAGCAUUAAAAUCUACAGAACUAGUAAAUAACGAAAGCUCUUUAAGAGUUUCUUGUAAAUGAUAUGAUUUUUUGCAGAAUUGUCAUAUGCCUUACACAUUUAUAAACAGGUAAUGUACAUAGUAUGCAGAGAAAUUAUAUAGAAACCUUACGUAUCCUAGGGAAGGGAACAAAGUUUUAAGUUUGUUAAAUAAAUGUCGAGUCAACUGAUGAAACAAA